GUAAACAGACAACAUGGCGGCGGCGGCGGCGCUUGGAGCGCUGGGCGCCUUGCAGGCCGGCCGCGCGCGCCUGGUGGCCGCCUGCUGUGCGCGGCUCGGCCCGGGGUCGAGGCGGCCCGACUCCCUGACGGGGCCGCGGGUCAGCCCGGCGACCUGGGCCCGGGGCUGGGCGCCCGCGGCCGGGGGGGCGGCCCCGUGGAGGGGCUACAGUUCUGAGGUGAAGACGGAGGACGAGCUGCGGGUGCGGUACCUGGAGGAGGAGAACCGAGGAAUUGUGGUGCUUGGAAUAAACAGAGCUUAUGCCAAAAAUUCAUUCAGUAAAAAUCUUGUAAAAAUGCUCUCAAAAGCUGUGGAUGCUUUAAAAUCUGAUAAGAAAGUGCGGACCAUAAUAGUCAGGAGUGAAGUCCCAGGGAUAUUCUGUGCUGGUGCUGACCUUAAGGAAAGAGUCAAAAUGAAUUCCAGUGAAGUUGGUCCUUUUGUCUCCAAAAUAAGAGCAGUGAUUAAUGAAAUCGCCAAUCUUCCAGUGCCAACAAUUGCAGCAAUAGAUGGGCUCGCUCUAGGUGGUGGUCUUGAACUGGCCUUAGCGUGUGAUAUAAGAGUAGCAGCUUCCUCUGCAAAAAUGGGCCUGGUUGAAACAAAGUUGGCAAUUAUUCCUGGUGGAGGGGGGACGCAGCGGCUGCCACGCACCAUUGGAAUGUCCCUGGCCAAAGAGCUCAUCUUCUCUGCACGUGUGCUCGAUGGCCAAGAAGCCAAAGCAGUGGGCUUGAUCAGCCACGUUCUAGAACAGAACCAAGAGGGGGACGCUGCCUACAGAAAAGCCUUGGACCUAGCAAGAGAGUUUUUACCUCAGGGACCUGUUGCAAUGAGAGUGGCAAAAUUAGCAAUUAAUCAAGGGAUGGAGGUCGAUUUAGUAACGGGGUUAGCCAUAGAAGAAGCUUGUUAUGCUCAGACUAUUCCAACAAAAGACAGACUCGAAGGUCUUCUUGCUUUUAAAGAGAAGAGGUCUCCUCGCUAUAAAGGAGAAUAGAAGCAGC
This is a messenger RNA of Diceros bicornis minor, 1034 nucleotides long. RefSeq names its product AU RNA binding methylglutaconyl-CoA hydratase (gene AUH). Gene Ontology annotation, molecular function: enoyl-CoA hydratase activity. Gene Ontology annotation, biological process: fatty acid beta-oxidation. Gene Ontology annotation, cellular component: mitochondrion. NCBI's taxonomy places the organism in Eukaryota, Metazoa, Chordata, Mammalia, Perissodactyla, Rhinocerotidae. The record is from RefSeq and is a predicted model, not a curated record. The coding region runs from base 14 to 1027 and encodes 337 amino acids. The transcript is spliced from 10 exons.